Molecule: messenger RNA, 2446 nt
Organism: Labrus bergylta (ballan wrasse)
Lineage: Eukaryota; Metazoa; Chordata; Actinopteri; Labriformes; Labridae
Gene: cyp26a1
Product: cytochrome P450, family 26, subfamily A, polypeptide 1
Biological process (GO): sterol metabolic process
Molecular function (GO): iron ion binding; monooxygenase activity; heme binding
Source: RefSeq, a predicted model, not a curated record
CCACGCGGAGAGGGAUUAAGACAUUCCUCGAGCCUCUUUUCCAUGUUUUUAAGCAGCUGAAAAUGUGCUGCUUAAAAGCUUUUUGCUCUUGAAUGCAGGCCGCCCUGCAGGCAUGAUUGCUGAUCCUACAAGCGGGGCUUAAGCCGAGCUAAUGAGUGUGUAAACUAGCUGCCUGAUUGCCAACAAAGGCGUCUUGGGCCGCGCUUCCAUUGUCUCGCAGGGAAUCAUCACCUUUUCUCAGUGAAAUCCGCCGCGGAUUGUCUGAGUGCAACAGGAGGUAGGGAUUAAAGAUGCGGCCCUUGGAACAAAUGGUGAGGCGAGUCAGCGCAGUACAGGCCGGAGGAGGAGCCCAGCGACACCCACAAUUAAAGAUGAACUUUGAGUGAACUAAUUUAUCUGAGGGAGGAGAAGGUAACAGGCUGACCCGCGUUCCCAGCAGCCUAUAAAAGCGCAGGAUGAGCAGCCUGGGUCCUCCGUCGCUGACAGAGCUUCACCUGCGCUACUCCACUUCUCCUACUGCAAACAUGGCUCUGAGCACGCUGCUGGCCACCUUCCUCUGCACAAUCGUGCUGCCCAUUCUGCUCUUUUUGGUGGCGUUGAAGCUGUGGGAGGUUUACAUGAUCCGAGGCAGAGACCCGAGCUGCUCUCGCCCGCUGCCCCCCGGAUCCAUGGGCUUACCUUUCAUUGGAGAGACUCUGCAGCUUAUCCUGCAGAGGAGAAAGUUCCUGCGCAUGAAGCGCCAGAAAUACGGAUACAUCUACCGCACACACCUCUUCGGGAAUCCCACAGUGCGCGUCACCGGAGCGGAUAACGUCAGGCAGAUUCUGCUGGGGGAGCACAAGCUCGUGUCCGUUCAGUGGCCGGCUUCUGUGCGCACCAUCCUGGGAUCGGACACCCUCUCUAACGUGCACGGAGCCCAACACAAGAGCAAGAAAAAGGCCAUCAUGCGAGCAUUCUCCAGGGAGGCUCUAGAGCUCUACAUCCCCGUCAUCCAGGAGGAAGUGCAGGCUGCAGUGAAGGAGUGGCUGAACAAGGACUCCUGCGUGCUGGUCUACCCAGAGAUGAAGAGACUGAUGUUCAGGAUUGCCAUGAGGAUCCUCUUGGGCUUUGAGCCGGAUCAGAUCAAGACGGACGAGCAAGAGCUGGUGGAAGCUUUUGAAGAAAUGAUCAAAAAUCUGUUCUCUCUGCCCAUCGACGUGCCCUUCAGCGGACUGUAUAGGGGUUUGAAGGCGAGAAACUUCAUCCACUCCAAGAUCGAGGAGAACAUCAAGAAGAAGCUGCAGGACUCGGACAAAGAACCCAAACACAGAGACGCUCUGCAGCAGCUCAUAGACAGCAACAAGAAGAACGGUGAACCAAUCAGCAUGCAGGCCAUUAAUGAGUCUGCCACCGAGCUGCUGUUUGGAGGCCAUGAAACCACAGCUAGCACCGCCACUUCUCUGGUCAUGUUCCUGGGCCUGAACCCGGACGUUGUGGAUAAACUGAGGCAGGAACUAGUGGAAAAGGAGGAGCAGGGGAUGGACCUCCACAGUUUGAACAUUGAGUCUUUGGAGCAGUUGAAAUACACCGGCUGUGUCAUCAAAGAGACUCUGAGGAUCAACCCUCCCGUUCCCGGAGGCUUCAGAGUGGCUCUCAAGACUUUUGAGCUCAAUGGUUACCAAAUCCCAAAGGGCUGGAACGUCAUCUAUAGCAUCUGUGACACCCAUGAUGUGGCAGACAUCUUCCCCAACAAGGAAGACUUCCAGCCGGAGCGCUUCAUGACCAAACCCUCCAGCGACUCGUCCAGGUUCCAGUACAUCCCGUUUGGCGGGGGCUCCAGGAUGUGUGUGGGGAAGGAGUUUGCCAAGGUCCUGUUGAAGAUCUUCCUGGUAGAAGUGGUCACAAAGUGUCACUGGACUCUUUUAAACGGGCCGCCCACCAUGAAAACAGCACCUACCGUCUAUCCUGUGGACAAUCUGCCAACCAAGUUUACCAGUUAUGCACAAAAUUAAAUCCUAGAUAAGAGCGUAGAGUGAAAUAUGAGGUUUCCCAAAAGUCUGAAAUCAUCUGUGCUGCAGUAUAAUCAACUUACUUUGGGGAGUUUUGAAGCACUCGGAUUCUUUUAGGAAAUAGAUCAAAGACUCGAGAUUUAAAUAGAAAAUGAGGCUGUGAGUUUCAGACUUGUCAAUGUGACUCAUUUGGUAUAAAUUGUAAAUAUUGUAGAUUCUUUAUCUUUGUACAUUGAGAUGUUAAUACAUUGUAUGUUUUGUAUGAACAAACUAAACGAGAGGCACUAUACUCAGACAGGAACACUUUAAUCAACUCAGAGGUGUAUCUAUAGGAGUGUGUACAUAUGUAAUGUAGAGGCUGUUUAUAUAACUUUUCUAUUUUACCCAAACUUAUUUAUGUGACAUAUGUUAUAUUGUAUGAGCUUUUUAUUUAAUAAAGCUGUUUUAUGGAAAAUAUA